Messenger RNA from Canariomyces notabilis, 458 nucleotides. RefSeq lists its product as uncharacterized. Lineage: Eukaryota; Fungi; Ascomycota; Sordariomycetes; Sordariales; Chaetomiaceae. The coding region runs from base 39 to 269 and encodes 76 amino acids. The transcript has a single exon. The record is from RefSeq and is a predicted model, not a curated record.
GGCUGGCUCCCAAUGCUUUCCCCGAAAUCCCAGCGUGCAUGGCUCCGCAUCUCACAUUAACACAAGCAGCCCUCCCACUCUUCGCCCUUCCCCCAACCUUCGGUUCACACGUUUCUGCGAUCGGAGAGCAGCAAGGCCAAACGUUCCCCUUUUCCAUUGCCCGGAAGGACCGCUUUUUACGGCCCUGCGUAUCUGUCCCAUUGAACGUCUUUCUUUUUCCUAAUUUUCGUCACUCUUUCGGCUUCAAUCUUGAUUGCCGGCUCGAGUGAAGGUGCGGCAAGUCAGCCAACGAGCGAGUAAGUAACCCGGCUUACCAAGCGCCACGGCGCGAACCCCCUCGCACCCCAAGGCAUUCGAACCACCACGAUUCCUAGAAAUUCUGCCGGUGGUGCAUGCAUUUUGGGCCCGUCGGCUUGCGAUACAUCACGUUCUCUUCCAAGCUCUGCCUCGCUGGGCCU